Molecule: messenger RNA, 2510 nt
Organism: Harpegnathos saltator (Jerdon's jumping ant)
Lineage: Eukaryota; Metazoa; Arthropoda; Insecta; Hymenoptera; Formicidae
Product: juvenile hormone epoxide hydrolase 2
Exons: 7
Coding region: 361-1755 (464 amino acids)
Biological process (GO): epoxide metabolic process
Molecular function (GO): epoxide hydrolase activity
Source: RefSeq, a predicted model, not a curated record
UGCAGUAUAAACCGUUAUUCGAGCGAUAUAAGACCCCAAUAGUCUCGCAGCAAAAUAACAGCCGUUAAAAUCGUCGAGUACCACUAGAGUUGAGCCAGUCAGCGUACUACUUCGGUACAGUGCCGUAUAUCUAAGUGACUUUUGCAGCGGUAUUUCUGUUGAAUCAUGCCUCUAUCAGUUCAAGCGUUUAAUAUUUAUAGCAGAAUAUUAAACGUUGAUACGUAAAAGCAGUUGCCCACGUGCGAGCGGAGAGAAAAAUCGAAGAUCUUUGAAGGAGCUCAGUCCUCGCAGGGUCUCUGGUAGACUGAACGAAGUUUUCUUUUUCCGCUAAGGUGUCGAGCGCGAAUCCUCCGACGAGAGAUGGGCUAUUUUCUAAUUACUCUGACCGUCGGUCUGGCGGUGUUGAUCCUCUCGAGGUAUUGUUGCUUUAACACGAGCGAUUCUGUCCCGCAAAUGACGGAGGUUUGGUGGACACCCGGUACGGAAAAGCUCGCCGACAACAAGGUCAAGCCGUAUCGCGUCAGCUUCUCCCAAGAGAUGCUGGAAGAUUUGAAGUACCGGCUGAAGCAUACCAGGGACCUAACGCCGCCUUUGCAAGACGUCGGUUUCUCUUACGGCACCAACACCGAUGUUUUGCGUAAAUUUCUGGACUACUGGGCGAACGAUUACGACUUUCGAAAGCGCGAAGAUUAUAUAAAUCAAUAUCCGCAGUUUAAGACCAAUGUGCAGGGACUGGACAUUCACUUCCUGCGUGUAAAACCGAAGAACGCGGCCGGAAAACGCGUGUUGCCGCUCCUAAUGUUGCACGGGUGGCCCGGUUCCGUGAUUGAAUUUUACAAGGUCAUUCCGAUGUUGACCACCGCGAGACCGGAGCGCGACUUCGUGUUCGAGGUGAUAGCGCCUUCCUUGCCCGGCUUCGGUUUCUCCAGCGCCGCCACGAUACGCGGUCUGUCGAGUACCAAUAUGGCGGUAGUUUUGAAGAAUUUCAUGUUGAGGCUCGGCUUCGACAAAUUUUACGUCCAAGGUGGCGACUGGGGUGCCAUUAUCAACAACGACAUGUCGAUUCUCUUCCCGCAGCAUGUGCUCGGUAUGCAUUCCAAUAUGUGCACGAUAAUGAACCUGUGGUCGAUGUUAAAAGAGACAUUCUACAGCUACCUCCCUUCGAGCAUUUCACCUUUUGGCGAUUUCAAGCCGCGCCUGUCACCGAAAGACCAGCUAAUCUUCACGCUGAGGGAAAGUGGAUACUUUCAUAUUCAAGCCACAAAGCCCGACACGAUAGGGGUCGCUCUAGCUGACUCACCAGCCGGGUUGGCGUCGUAUAUCGUCGAGAAAUAUUGGCUCAUCACGGAUUAUUCCAAGUUCAAAGAGGAUAGCAGAUUUGAGGAAAAAUUUACGUACGAUGAGCUUAUCGAUAUUCUGAUGAUGUACUGGGUGCCGAACAGCAUGACUACAGCCAUGAGAAUAUAUUCGGAGUGGAUCAGUGAUCACGUAUUCAACAUGUUACGGCUGCCGAUAAAGGUUCCCAGCGCCUGUGCGCAGUUCCCCAAUGAGAUCAAAGUACACGCUACGAACAUACUAAAGGACAGAUACUUGAACCUCGUGCGCGUUACUCCUAUGCCUCGAGGUGGUCAUUUUGCAGCGUUGGAGGAACCUAAAUUAUUCGCGGAUGAUGUCUGGGCCUCCAUCGAGGAGAUGGAAGUGCUGAAGAAGAAGACGAAAGAGGAGAAAAAUGAGGGCAAGAAGAGCGAUUUGUAAUUCUCAGCGAGAAUUCCAUCCGCGAUAAACGAUGUUAAAUAUGUUUUAAAUCAAGAGCUCGGCAAAAUGUGCACGCGACGGCCGAUUUUCGACUAUUUCCGCCCACCGCUAUUCCCUUUACCUCGCCGCUCCGCGCGCUGCCUGCAAGUCGCUCGAGUCCCAGGAGCGUGUUUCCAAUAGUUUUCCAUGUCACCCAUGAGGUACUAUUGUUGACGCGUUUUCCUUUAAGUGGUAUCCUCAGUAAGCCUAAUCCACCGGUGACUGUAUCAACCCGUAACUAAUUGAACAGAAGCGAAUUAAAAGAUGUUAAAUGAAGAAUAUUCAAUUGGAUUUUCGGCGUCUUUUAUUGGUAAGAGUGGAAACGUCAAUUUGGAUAUUGCAUGUAGCGAGCCGCAUAAGACGUGGUAAGGAAUCGUCGCUUAAAGAAGAACACUUCUCAUUGUUUAUAAACUUUAUUUUUGAAAAAUGAAGAGGCCUCUGGGGAUACCACUUAAAAAAAAACGCGUCAACAAUAGUACCUCAUGGGUGACGUGAAAACUAUUGGAAAUACGCUCCUGAGGCUCGAGCGGCUUGUGAGCAGCGCGCUCGGAGGUAAAGGGCGGAGCGGCGAGGUAAAGGGAAUAGCGGUGGGCGGAGAUAGUCGAAAAUCGGCCGUCGCGUGCACAUUUUGCCGAGCUCUGUUUUAAAUUAUCGUUCAUGUUUAUCUUCUAUGUUAACCAAGUUGGACUCAAAUAAAAACCAGAUAUUUAAAUAAA